AUGAGAAAAAUGACUUCAGUCUUGCGGGACCUUUCGGACCACAAUAUGGUGCACUUCAUCAUACAACCUCAGAUUGUUGCUAGAACACUAGCAGGGGUGUUUUCACUGGUUAUAUUUGCCUCCUUGGUGACUGAAGGAUAUCAAAAUUUGACAACUUCUUCCCAGCUACAUUGUAUUUUUAAUGAUAAUGGGGCAGUCUGCUGCUAUGGCAUCACAGUUGGUGUACUUUCUUUUCUCCAGUGUCUCCUCUUUUUGGGCUGUGAUGUCUAUGAUACUUGCAUUACUAAUCACAAGUUCAAGUAUGCUAUCCUUAUAUUGGAUGUUACUUUCUCUAUGACAUGGACAUGCCUGUGGUUUAUUGGAUUCUGUAUCCUAACCAAUCAGUGGAACCGGUCAACUCACUCCUACCUGCUGGGAACUAGUGCUGCACGGGCUAGCAUUGCCUUUGCCUUCCUUUCUGUUCCAUGCUGGGGAUACCUAGCCUAUCUGGCUGUGAAAAACCUGUGGGCUGAGCCACCUGUGCCGUAUAAGCGGACGCUGGAUGAAGGAUCUGUUGCUCUGACCACUCUUUCUACAUCCACCUCCUCCUCUCUUCCCAGUAAUAUGGGGUUCCCUGAAAAUGUGGGUGCAGCUUCCUACCCAUCCACUCCUGUACCUCAUCGACUAACGUUAAUGAAUACUGACGACUAA
Messenger RNA from Thamnophis sirtalis, 690 nucleotides. It is a transcript of the gene SYNGR4, whose product is annotated as synaptogyrin 4. NCBI's taxonomy places the organism in Eukaryota, Metazoa, Chordata, Lepidosauria, Squamata, Natricidae. Gene Ontology annotation, cellular component: neuromuscular junction; synaptic vesicle membrane. The record is from RefSeq and is a predicted model, not a curated record.